AUGGAUUACGUCCAGAGCAGCCGAGGGACCAAGGCGGCGCGCGGCGAAGGGCGCACGCUGCAGCAGGGCAGCACUGUGCGGUUCGACCUCGGCGGGCUCCACCUCUUCUCCGCCAUCGAGGCGGUCGAGGCGAUGGGCCAAGAUGCGAUGGACGACGCCGCAGCGCCUGCGGCCGCGGGGCAGCAGCAGCAGCAGCAGCAGCAGCAGCAGCAGCAGCCGGUGCGCCAGCCCAUGGCCCCCCGCUGGGCGCCGCAGGUGAUCCCGCCGCCCACGCGUACGCCCGGCCUGCCGUCUGGGGCGCCGCCGCUGCCGCAGCCCCCCGUGCCGGCGAGCGCGCCGCACGCAGCCCUGCAGCAGGCGGGGCCGCCGGCUGCGCUGGGGGCAGGCGCGGGCGCCAAUGCCUGCGCCGCGGGCGGCCUCGUGGGCGUGGGCACCGAGGAGGCCGCCGCGCGCGCCCAGCUGUGCGAGGCGCUCGGAGUGGGCCUGUGCGGCCCCUGCGGCAUUGCGCGUGCCUUGGACGUGCUGCUGCAGCACUUCAAGGUCACAGCGGGGCAAACAGAGAUUCUCCUUGAUGAGGAUUUCUGGGCUGAAAUCAAGGCGGAGAGGACCCUGGCCAUGGGGGACAGGGCGGCGGUGGCGCAGCUGCGGGCCAAGUUGGCCGCGGCCGCCGCGGCUGCAAAAAGGGAUUAG
Messenger RNA from Monoraphidium neglectum, 690 nucleotides. RefSeq lists its product as hypothetical. Bases 1 to 690 code for a protein of 229 amino acids. The transcript is spliced from 3 exons. Lineage: Eukaryota; Viridiplantae; Chlorophyta; Chlorophyceae; Sphaeropleales; Selenastraceae. The record is from RefSeq and is a predicted model, not a curated record.